This is a messenger RNA of Sesamum indicum (sesame), 614 nucleotides long. Its product is annotated as small ribosomal subunit protein eS25. Lineage: Eukaryota; Viridiplantae; Streptophyta; Magnoliopsida; Lamiales; Pedaliaceae. The record is from RefSeq and is a predicted model, not a curated record.
AGCAAAUAAAACCCCCUAACUAGGUUUUACGAAACCAGAUCGCCUUUUUAUUUCACUCCCCCCCCUUCGCCGCCGCGCUCUCUAUCUCUCAUCCCUACACCUCCUCCGAUGGCACCUAAGAAGGAUAAGGCUCCUCCGCCGUCAUCCAAGCCGGCGAAGUCCGGUGGAGGCAAGCAGAAGAAGAAGAAGUGGAGCAAGGGAAAGCAAAAGGAGAAGGUGAAUAACAUGGUGCUUUUUGAUAAGGCAACCUACGACAAGUUGCUGUCGGAGGCACCUAAGUACAAGCUCAUCACUCCUUCUGUUCUCUCUGAUCGUCUCAGGAUAAGUGGAUCACUUGCAAGGAAGGCAAUUAGGGAAUUGAUGGCCAGAGGCUUGAUCAGAAUGGUUUCAGCUCAUGCAAGCCAGCAGAUAUACACCAGGGCUACUAAUACUUAAGUGUUGUACUUCACGGUGUUGAGGAUCUUCAAAUGGGUUUUUGUCAAUUUAGAUCUUGGUUUCUUGUAGCUCAAUGUUUCUCUGAAAGACAUUAAUUAAGCUUGAGGUGUUUGAUUUACUAUUUUUUGUUCUCAGAGCAUCUGAGCAAUGUUGAGUUUAUUUAAGCUGAUGUUUUCUCA